UUGUAUUCCCACUGAGGGCGUGGUGAAACGGAAGACUUUGCUGGAUCUAUGGAAGGUGUCCGUGAUGAACCCUGAGAGCCCGUGGCAGCCUGGACUGGGUUGGUUUUUGUCUCGACGCUCUGGAAACCCGAUCACUAAACCAACCACACUACCUGACCGUCUAUAUGUGGCACACAGCGGCGGAUCCGUGGGUGGAACUACGGUGCUUUUACUCAGCUUACCUUGCGAAAUUUACUCAGAGCGAAGGCAAGAACGCAGUGUCGAUUUGGCUUCUCAAAUUUCCCAACUGCCUCCAAUUUGUGUGGCCGUAUUGUGCAAUCUAGAAGAUGCCCCAGGAAUGACCGACUUGGCCGUUACCCUGGUGGAAUUAGUCGCCGAUUGCGCUGUACAUGCACCGAGCUAAUUUGAUAUCGAGAUGGAUUCGUGAUUUCUCAUCGAUCAUUCAUCUCACUAUCCUUCGAAGACACUUCGACUUGUUGGUCCAAUGUUUUUACCCGAUGAUGUCGAUUCACUCUGAACUGCUUUAUAAUCUGGCUUGACCAAACAAGUCAUUCCGACCACGGUUCCAUCGCCAGACACAUCAGCAAGACCAAGCUGACUUCUGCGGGACGACGGCUCAUGAGUUUCUCUUCUUCGGCAACAUCUAUUAUUUCCAACGGUGGUGCAGCGUUCGCUGAUCUCUUAUGCGGUGGUGCGUUUCACCAGCGCACCACACCUAACGACGAGUGGAUUCAUAGUUUCGUUGAUACUGCAAAACAACAGCCUUUUCCCGAUACAUUGCUUGCUAGACUCCCAAAUAAACCGAGAGAGAACGCGAUAAUAAACCAGUGGAGUUUGCAUUUCCGGAGCGCUUGUAUCUAUGCUUUUUUUAACCUAUUUUGCUAGCCUUCUGCAGAUUGUCUGCUCUGUUUCAAUAUACUUCAUUAUUCUGGAG
Molecule: messenger RNA, 934 nt
Organism: Dicrocoelium dendriticum
Lineage: Eukaryota; Metazoa; Platyhelminthes; Trematoda; Plagiorchiida; Dicrocoeliidae
Source: the annotation of a GenBank genome assembly